AGGGAGCCCGGCAGCAGCUGUGCGCCUGCCACUCGCGGGCGCACGAGGCGGGCGCCCGAGCCCGGACUGCGCUGGGGCCCCCACCCCGCCCCAGGGCCCGCCCCAGCCCGUGCGACCCUCUCGCCUGCCCCCGCGCGUCAGGGCCGCCCCCUCGACGGCUGCGGGAAGGUGCCCAGCCCGCCCCGGAUGGGCAUCGUGGAGCCGGGCUGCGGAGAGAUGCUGACGGGCACCGAGCCGAUGCCGGCGAGCGACGAGGGCCGGGCGCCUGGCGCCGACCCGCAGCACCGCUACUUCUAUCCGGAGCCCGGCGCGCAGGACCCCGCCGACCGGCGCGGGGGCGGCAGCCUCGGGGCGUCCUACGCAGGGGGCGCCCUGGUGCCGGCCCCGCCAGGCCGCUUCCUCGGAGCCUACGCCUACCCGCCCCGGCCCCAGGCGGCCGGCUUUCCUGGGACGGCCGAGCCCUAUCCUCCGCCGGCGGGCGCCGAGGGCUACCAGCCCGGGGAUGGCUACGCAGCCCCGGACCCGCGCGCCAGUCUCUACCCGGGGCCGCGCGAGGACUAUGCGCUGCCCGCUGGGCUGGAGGUGUCGGGAAAGCUGAGAGUGGCGCUCAACAACCACCUGUUGUGGUCCAAGUUCAAUCAGCACCAGACGGAGAUGAUCAUCACCAAGCAGGGGCGGAGGAUGUUCCCGUUCCUGUCGUUCACCGUGGCGGGGCUGGAGCCCACCAGCCACUACAGGAUGUUCGUGGACGUGGUCUUGGUGGACCAGCACCACUGGCGGUACCAGAGCGGCAAGUGGGUGCAGUGUGGAAAAGCCGAAGGCAGCGUGUCAGGAAACCGCCUGUACGUCCAUCCAGAUUCACCCAACACCGGAGCCCACUGGAUGCGCCAGGAAGUUUCAUUUGGGAAACUGAAGCUCACGAACAAUAAAGGGGCCUCCAACAACGUGACCCAGAUGAUCGUGCUGCAGUCCCUCCAUAAGUACCAGCCCCGGCUGCACAUCGUGGAGGUGACGGACGGAGAGCCGGAGGCAGCGUGCCACGCCGCCAACACGCACGUCUUCACCUUCCAAGAGACGCAGUUCAUCGCCGUGACCGCCUACCAGAACGCCGAGAUCACGCAGCUGAAGAUUGACAACAACCCCUUUGCCAAAGGCUUCCGGGAGAACUUUGAGUCCAUGUAUGCAUCUGUGGACACCAGCGUCCCCUCCCCGCCUGCACCCAACUGUCAGGUGCCUGGUGGAGACCCCUACUCGCCUCUCCUCCCCAGCCAGUACCCCGUUCCCGGCCGUUUCUACCCCGAGCUUCCUGGCCAGGCCAAGGAGGUGGUUCCGCAGCCUUACUGGCUGGGGCCCCCCCGGGACCACAGCUACGACGCCGAGUUUCGAGCGGUCAGCAUGAAGCCCGCAUUCCUGCCCUCCGCCCCUGGGCCCACCGUGCCCUACUACCGCGGCCAGGAGGUCCUGGCGCCUGCAGCCGGCUGGCCGGUGGCCCCCCAGUACCCACCCAAGAUGGGCACAGCCAGCUGGUUCCGCCCCAUGCGGACUCUGCCCAUGGAACCUGGCCCCAGAGCCUCGGAGGACCAGGUCUCCGCCUCGCUCUGGACUGACAUCACGCCCCUCCGGCCGGAGUCCAGUGACUCAGGGCUGGGCGAAGGGGACUCUAAGAGGAGACGCGUGUCCCCCUAUCCUUCCAGUGGCGACAGCUCCUCCCCCGCCGGGGCCCCGUCCCCUUUUGAUAAGGAGGUCGCGGAGGGCCAGUUUUAUAACUAUUUCCCCAACUGAGCCGGCGUGGACCUGGCGCGAGGCACAGAAGCGGUGCUGGUAGGCUGGAGGACACCACGGAACUUGGACAAGAGACUCCGGCUGCAGGAGCCCCCGGCUGCCUCUGUCCCUUGUCUGGGAAAGAGGGGCGCCAGGAAGGGUCUGGGGCUCGCUGGCUGCCUCCUGGCCCACAGUCACCAUGUGAGGCUCAGCCCUGCCCGCUCACUCUGCCCCAGCUCGGGUCGUGUACCUGGUGCUGCUUCUGGCUGUCGGCUCCCGGCCAGCGAACAGGAGACAGACGAGGAGGAGGUCUUGGACACCUCGGGGCUUCUUCGCUUCUGGGGGGGGCGUGGACCAGGCUGGGAGGCCGGGAACGGGAGCCUGCUUUCUUCCUCUAUAAAGAGGCCUCCGAUGGGGUUGUUUGCGUGUGUGUUAAUCCCCGAUCUGAAAAUAAAUGGACGCGGAUUUUAUAACAGUCGGCCAGCCAGGGUCAGGGAGAGGACUCCGGUGACUUUGAGCAGCUGGCCUGGGCCCCACCUGCUCGGACACAGUGGGGUGCGGAAGAAGGGGCCGCAGUGCACAGCCCGGGACGCGCGGGCUGGUUUGGGGCGGCUGCGUGCGUGCCCACUCUUGCCUUCCCUUUCUCUUUAUUUUUAUUUUUUGAACGGGGUGGCUAUUUAUUGUGCAGAGAGUGGUGUCUGGAUGUCUUUGUCUCCAUCACUUUCUGAAAAUAAACUUGAAACUGUG
This is a messenger RNA of Oryctolagus cuniculus (rabbit), 2508 nucleotides long. RefSeq names its product T-box transcription factor 21 (gene TBX21). NCBI's taxonomy places the organism in Eukaryota, Metazoa, Chordata, Mammalia, Lagomorpha, Leporidae. Gene Ontology annotation, cellular component: nucleus; chromatin. The record is from RefSeq and is a predicted model, not a curated record. Gene Ontology annotation, biological process: positive regulation of DNA-templated transcription; cell fate specification; lymphocyte migration. Gene Ontology annotation, molecular function: DNA-binding transcription factor activity, RNA polymerase II-specific; RNA polymerase II cis-regulatory region sequence-specific DNA binding.